Messenger RNA from Drosophila santomea, 980 nucleotides. RefSeq lists its product as uncharacterized. The record is from RefSeq and is a predicted model, not a curated record. The transcript has a single exon. Lineage: Eukaryota; Metazoa; Arthropoda; Insecta; Diptera; Drosophilidae. The annotation marks the transcript as partial.
UUAAUAUUAAACUACCCACCACCCACAACUGGAAAAGGUAGCAGAGGUAGGACCACAGCCAAGUCCAGCUCCAAAGCACCUCCAUCCCACAGUCGUCCAUCAUGGGAUCACGAUGAUGAUGAUGACCUUGCCGGCGGCUGGUCACUGCAUCAAUCUUCUGGAGGAAGUCAGUACAUUGGCAGGCGUUCCAAACGCCAGUCGCGCGGUGGUCAGUACAUCGAUUUGGGCGGAUCUGGCUUAGGCGGAGGAGGAGGAUCUGGCAUAACCACAAUCGAUGCCAGAGGCUAUCCCGGCGGAACCCUGGUGCGCAACAGCGAUUGCGUCGGUUGUAAUAUUCGUGGAUGAAAUCAAUAAAUUAUUAACAUCCAAAUUAUAUACAUCCAUAUAUUAGAUAUAUUAGAAAGGAGGACUCUAUGCUAUUUUAUUACAACUGGAAAAGGCAUUUUACAUUCUAGGGUUUAUUUAAUUACAAUUCUCUAUUUGCCACCGCGAACAUUGCAGUGUACACAAUCGCCAUUGAUGAUAACAUUUCCUGGAUCGGGUGACAGCGGAACAGCUUCAAAAAAGAUGAUUGUUUAUUCACAGGAUCAACUAAUUCAUCUUUGAGAUUCUACCCACCUUUGGCUAGAGACAGGACACCAAGCACAAGGACGGUGAUGACUGUAAAGAAUCUCAUAUUGAUUAUCAAUAAAUAGAUCCGGGUUUUAUAAGCUGCACACCGGACCAACGAACAUCUAUAACUGAUGCUCUCGAUCUACGGAACCAGAUCUUAUAUAGUCGAUAGUAAAAUCGGAGUGACUCAAGUGCAGUAGGAAAUGAGAGCAUUGAUUGAGAGACUAUAAUGAAAGCUAUUAAUUAUGCACAUUAGGAAUAACAUUUUUAACAGCUUAUCGGAGUCCUGUUCCAUAUUUUUUCUAAGAAAUUUAAAUACAUUAGUUGGUAGCUACGCACAAAUAAAACUUGUCUUGUUUUCCUUUCUA